CAGGGAGUUCCUUCCUGAUCAGCAUAGUUUCGUUCUACAUAUCUCUACCAGCCGAUCUAGCAGGAUCGGCUUGCCUGUAGGCGCGACUAACACUCCCUGUGAGCUCGUGCUGCUUGUGGGGAAUAAUUCGCUCCUAUGGCGGAUAAUAAGGAUGGAAUAUCCGUGGGAAAGGUUGCUGGAGUCGCAGCAUGGGCAGCCGUCACGGGGAAAUUAGGUCUGCCUUCGUUGCUUCGCGUGACGGAGCUCUUCGCUUUUAACGGCGAGGCUGUCGUUAAUUCCGACAUAAUCCUUUCGCUCCUCGCGCUCUCCACGUGUCCUCUCUCCAAGGUCCAGAGCGCGAUCCGCUUUAAGGAUCCCAAGGGAACGCUGAUCGGCGCCGUGACCGCGGCUGUGCUGGGUCUUCACAACGUCGUCGUGCGCCACGCCAGGCAGAAGCGACUCAAGGAGCAGUCGAUGCUCCUGCCAGGGGAAGAGGCUGUGUGGCGCAGGAAGAACCUUCCUGGAAAUGAGCUUAUGGUGGUGUCAUACGACGAGGCCACCACGUGCUACCACAACUUCUUCACCUUCGCUCGGAACAAGUUUGCUGAUAACCCCUGCCUGGGCACCCGAACCGCUGAUGGCUUCUCCUGGGAGAGCUACGAGCUCACGGCGCGCCGAGCCUCCGACUUUGGUGCGGGGCUGGUGUACCUGGGGCUGAAGGCCGGCGACAGGUUCGGCAUCUACAGCGUGAACAACGCGGAGUGGGUGCUGGCAGAGCUUGGAGGGUACUGCUACGGGCUCGUAAACGUGUCCCUGUACGCGACGCUGGGGCAGGAGGCGGUGAACCACGUGGUGCACCACUCCGAGAUGGUGGCUGUGGUGUGCAGCGUGGAGACCCUGUCGUCGCUCUUCAAGGCACUGCCCUCCAGCCCGGCAGUGAAGACCAUCAUCUACAUGCAGGGGGGCGGGCAGGCGCCUACAGAGGAAGACAGGAAGGCAGCGGAGGCAGCAGACGUGCAGCUGCUGCCGUUCUCCCAAGUGGAGGAGUGGGGCGCGCAGAACCCCCAGGAACACCUGCCGCCCAAGCCUGAGGACCUGGCUGUUCUCAUGUACACGUCGGGCACCACUGGCGACCCCAAGGGCGUGAUGCUCACACAUCGCAACAUCAUUGCCAACACCACCUCCUGCCCCAGUGUGCUUGGCCAGUCAGGAGUCACCCUCGGCCCCGGCGACCGCUACCUCUCCUACCUACCCCUCGCGCACAUCUUUGAGCGGGCGGCACUCGCCACCAUGUACAUGCAGGGCGUGGCAGUAGGCUUUUACAGCGGCAAGGUGGAGGCGCUGGUCGACGACAUGGCGGCCUUAAAGCCAACGGCACUGUUCGGAGUGCCACGUGUGUUCAACAAGGUCCAUGACAAGGUGCUGCAGCAGGUGGAGGCAGGAUCGCCACUCAAGCGCUUCCUCUUCAACACCGCCAUCAAAGAGAGUGCCAAAGUGCUCAAGGCGGGGGGUGGCCUCAAGGCGCUCCCAUUCUGGGACACCCUCAUCUUCAAAAAGGUGCAAAAGCGUGUGGGAGGGCGCUGCCAGGUCAUUCUCUCGGGAGGUGCUCCCAUCAGUGCGGCCACUCAGCAGUUCCUUGCCAUAGCUUUCGGCUGCCCCGCCCUUCAGGGCUACGGCUUGUCUGAGACGAGUGCAGCGGGAACCAUCACGGCCCUGGAGGACCCCAACACAGGCCACGUGGGUCCCCCCCAGCCGUCUGUGGACAUGAAGCUGGCACCAGUGCCUGAGAUGGAGUACCUGCCCACUGACAAGCCCCGGCCCAGGGGAGAGAUCUGUUUCAGGGGGGCGUCAGUUAUGGUGGGGUACUACAAGCAGGAGGAGAUGACAGCUGAGGUCAUCGACAGCGAUGGAUGGUUCCACACAGGAGACAUCGGGCAGGUGAACGAGGAUGGCACGUUGACCAUCAUCGACCGCAAGAAGAACAUCUUCAAGCUCGCACAGGGCGAGUACGUGGCAGCAGAGAAGCUCGAGGUGCUGUAUGGGGGCGCUGCUGUGGUGGGCCAGAUAUUCGUGUAUGGCGACAGCUUCAAGUCGUCACUCGUGGCGGUGGUGGUGCCAGAGAAGGACGUGCUCUCUGAUUGGGCCACGUCAUCAGGGGCCCUCUCUGCUGACGAGGCUGCGGCUGCCUCGCUCGCUGACCUCUGUGCCCUCCCCGGCGCAAGGGAGCACGUGCUGAUUGAGCUGGUGAAGCGAGCCAAGGCGACGAGCAUGAAGGGCUUUGAGGUGGUGCGGGGCGUGGCUCUGGAAGCCGAGGCCUUCUCCACCGACAACGACCUCAUGACGCCCUCCUUCAAGCUCAAGCGCCCCAAGCUCAAGGCCAAGUAUCAAGCAGUGAUUGAUGAGCUCUACACUACGCUCACAUGAGUGUGGGGGGUAGCAGUUAUACAUGCAUGAAUCGAUUAAAGCGUGCCUACAUAAUUGCAGGCAUCUAGGCAAAUGAACAGCUAGUCAUGAAGAUGCAAGCCCCAUACAAAGAUAGGCAUGGGAACUACUCGCUGAAAAACCCUGGCAGUACCGCAUGGCAUCCCCAUGUGCAGCCACGGUAGUCAUCAUCAUAUGAUGUGCAAAUAAAGAGUUGAAAGUUUUAUACCCCCAGCUUUAGGUUAGUCCAAGAUGAUGCUAACCCCCUUCCUCAUAGCUUUAGAUUAGUGGGUAUGUAUUGUAGUUGAAGGGUGGUUGUUGAGAGCCUCUUCACAGGCAGUAAGAAAACCAAGUUACACCU
This is a messenger RNA of Closterium sp. NIES-67, 2761 nucleotides long. NCBI's taxonomy places the organism in Eukaryota, Viridiplantae, Streptophyta, Zygnematophyceae, Desmidiales, Closteriaceae. The record is from the annotation of a GenBank genome assembly.